AUGGUCCGAAACAAGAAACCCCACACCCUGUGUGGCACCCCGCACCACCAUACCAGCACGCUAGCCGAAUUUGUGUGCACCCCGAGCGCACAGAGCAGCCAUCGACCGCCAGACAAUAUGGCGCCCGGCUCCCCGAGCAAUGAAAGCGCGGGAGAUCCCUCACUAGACAGCACUCAGGAUGACACGCUGGUGCUGAUCAGACAGGAGCUGUCCAUGAUAUCAACGCAGAUGCUUACCAAAGCCGACACGGGGGGACUCCCAAGAGAACUCCGGGCGGCAAUCAAAGAGGAAAUCACGGCCCUGCGGGCAGACUUAACGGCUAUGGAAGUGAGAGUGGAAGCACUUGAAAUGGAGGCCCAAGCGAGCUGUUCACAACACCAAGCCGCUGAACAAGCCACCACGCGUCAGGAGAACCUGCUCCUCUAUCUCCGACGCCAGGUUGAAGAUUUGGAAAACCGGAGCCGAAGACAAAAUAUUCAGAUUAGAGGCUUACCUGAACCCAACACUGCACCCUUGCAAGAAACCCUGAAGUUUCUCUUCUGGCAGAUCCUAGGCCAGGAGUGCCUGGCGGAGAUUCAACUGGACCGGGCGCAUAGGGCACUGGGACCGCAGAGACUGGAUGGCAGGCCACGAGACAUCCUGUGCUGCUUCCACGCCUAUAGCCUUAAGGAAAGACUGAUGACAGCAGCCCGGGACUCGGAAAGCAUACACUUCAGAGGAGUGGAUGUGGCCCUAUUCCAGGACCUCUCUGGCCUCACUCUGGAUGCCAGGUGAGCACUCCGGCCCCUAACGACAACCCUGCGAGACAAAGGUAUUACAUACUGGUGGGGAUCUUCCCCAAGCCUAGAGUCCUUUAAGAGAUCCCUCUCUACAUACCUCAAAACAGAAUGCACAUGUCAUGGGUGAUUAUAUAUUUCCUACCUGUUCUAUGGUAAAUUUUGUAUAUAUUAUGUAUAAAUAUUGUUUUUGUAUUGUAUUUGUAUUUUAUUGUACCCUAAUGUAACAAUGCAAUGUUUUGUGGACCCAGGACAUACUUGAAAACGAGAGAAAUCUCAAUGUAUCUUUCCUGGUAAAAUAUUUUAUAAAUAAAUCAUAACUUACACAUAUACCCAGACCUGUCUCCCUCUACACUGGGAUUUUGCAGAGCCCUUAAGCCGCUUACCGCAAAGUAUAAAGUACACAUGAAUAAUAUCCACUGAGCAUUAUCUUCUAUACUUUGUGUGCCAGAACACCAAUAAAUGUGGGACUUUCCUACUGGUUUUAUUUUCUUGCAAAAAAACAUUGAUUUACAAAAACAAAACAAAAACCUUAGCUACACCCCUACAUUGUAAGUGUAAGUCACAUGCAGGGAGGUGUGACUAGGAUUGUAUAAACAAAGUGUUUAAACUCUUAAAUGGUAGAGAAUUGAGCAGUGAGACUUUAGAGGCAUGAUCUAUACACUAAAACUGAUUCAUUAAACUAAAGUUCUUUUGGUGACUCUAGUGUCCCUUUAAUACAAAUUUAAAAGUAUCAUAUGGGAAAAGGUAAACACAAGUUAAAGGUGAUUUUUAUUAUUUUACACAAGGGUGUAAUUUUCAGAGAAAUUACAUUUCAGGUGAUUUAUUUAGUACUUCACAAAGAAGUUUGAGCCCAAUGGGAGAGAACUCUUUAUUCUAUUGCAUACUGUCCAGAGGUGUAAGAUCUCUCCUUGGAAGUGUAAACACAAGGAUGCCAGCUUUCUCGUCUUUACACUGCUCAAGUAAGACCUGUUAACUGCAAGGAUUCUUUUUUUUUUUUUUUUAACAAGGUUCAAACGACUUUUUUCUUGUCUUAAAGUUUUUAUCCUGAUUUAAUCAAACAUAUUUUCCUCCGUAGUUUUUUUUUAUCUAAAUAUCUGCUUUUGUAGUUUACAUUUAUUUGCUGUGUUUUACUUUAAUUUCUAUUUCUCUGCCAUAAUCAUCUGUUUUCUGACCUUACAAUUUCCAACAAAAUUAAAACCAUUAAGUACCAAGUGCACAACCCUUUGAUUUAUUAGAAUAGCAUAGUUGUUUUUGAAAACGGAAAUCUCAAGGAUUUUUUCCCAUCAAGCAUUAAUCAGAAUGUGUCUGACUAUGUAAUGUCAACUAAGGAUACAUUUUUUAACAAUCUUUAUUUUCAGUUUUAGAUCAAUACAAGAAGGUUUACUCAGUUACAGUGAAAUAAGUUACAGUAUAGUUAGUACAGUCAACUAAAUGUUGUCAGAUUGGCAGCUAUUUUGCUGCUUAGCAUAUUUGUAUUUCCAUUUUGUAUAUUCAAUUUAUGAACAAACUGGUGAUAUAUACAAAGGUAUUCCAAAUUUGAAAUAUACAAAGGUUGCAAGAUAUACUGGCUUGAUACUUCAAAAAGUAAUAUGAGAAAUAAAAUAUUACUAGCUCUGGCAGAAUCAACCUCUCAGUUCACAAGAAACACACACACUCUUGUUCUCUCACUCUCUCUCUCGCUCUCUCUCUCUCUCUCUCUCUCGAAGAUGUGA
Molecule: messenger RNA, 2491 nt
Organism: Pelobates cultripes (western spadefoot toad)
Lineage: Eukaryota; Metazoa; Chordata; Amphibia; Anura; Pelobatidae
Source: the annotation of a GenBank genome assembly